AUGGAGGAUGGAGUGGAUGGAAGGAGGAUGAGAGGAGGAGGAGGAGGAGGAGGAAGGAGGAGGGAAACAGGAAGGAGGGAGGAUGGAGGGAUGGAAGGGAGGAGGGAGGAAGGAGAGGGAAGGAUGGAGGGAGGGAUGGAGGAUGAGGAAGGAGGAUGGAGGAGGAAGGAUGGAGGAGGAGGAAGGAUGGAAGGAAGGAACGAGGAACAGGAGGGAGGAAGGAGGAUGGAGAGGAGGACAGGAAUGGAGGAGGAAGGACGGACAGUGGAGGGAACAGAGGGAGGAGGAAGGAGGAACACACAAGGAGGACAGGAGAAGGAAGGAGGAAGGAGGAGGAGGAGGAUGGAAAAGAGGGAUGGAAGGAGGGAGGAUGGAGGGAAGGAAGAUGAGGAAAGAGGGAGAGGAAGAAGGACAGGAAGGAGGAGGGAAGGAGGAGAGGAGGAGGAAUGGAGGAUGGAAUGGAGGAGGGAGGUGGGUGGAGGGAGGGAGAAGGAUGGAUGGAGGAUGGAGGACAGAGGGGAAGUAAGGGAGAUGAAGGGGGAAGUAAGGAGGAUGGAGGGGAGAAUGGAGGAUGGAGGAGAGAUUUCCUUUCAUAUCUGUCAAAUUACAACUCUGGCAAAAGAACAAGAUCAGAAAUCUUUCUUUGACACUGCCACAAGCACAUCUUUGCCAGGCAGAUCAGAAAAUGUUGACCAAUCACCAGCUCUUGCCUUAAGAAUGCAUUAG
Molecule: messenger RNA, 726 nt
Organism: Haliotis rubra (blacklip abalone)
Lineage: Eukaryota; Metazoa; Mollusca; Gastropoda; Lepetellida; Haliotidae
Product: protein argonaute-2-like
Exons: 3
Coding region: 1-726 (241 amino acids)
Source: RefSeq, a predicted model, not a curated record